Messenger RNA from Gopherus flavomarginatus (Mexican gopher tortoise), 1207 nucleotides. Its product is annotated as mannose-1-phosphate guanyltransferase alpha-A-like. Gene Ontology annotation, molecular function: transferase activity. The record is from RefSeq and is a predicted model, not a curated record. Lineage: Eukaryota; Metazoa; Chordata; Testudines; Testudinidae. Gene Ontology annotation, cellular component: cytoplasm. Gene Ontology annotation, biological process: biosynthetic process. The coding region runs from base 1 to 861 and encodes 286 amino acids. The transcript has a single exon.
AUGGAGACACAAGGCAAUCUCCCAUGCAACAACAGGAAGCAGUCCCUGAACUACGGCUGCAUCGUGGCCAACACGGAGACGUGUGAGGUCCUGCACUACGUGGAAAAACCCAGCACCUUCGUCAGCGAGAUCAUCAACUGCGGCAUCUACCUGUUCACGCCAGCCAUCUUCCAGCACAUCGGCGAGGUCUUCCAGAGGACCCAGCAGGAGCUUCUCCUGGAGGAGAGCCCCAAUGGCUGGCAGCGUGCCGAGGUCAUCCGGCUGGAGCAGGACAUCUUCACGGCGCUGGCCGGGCGUGGCAAACUCUACGUCUACAAAACCGACGGCUUCUGGAGCCAGAUCAAAUCGGCCGGCUCUGCCAUCUACGCCAGCCGCCUCUACCUCAGCCAGUACAGCCAGUGCCACCCGGAGAGACUGGCCCCGAACAGCCCCGGGGGGCCCACCAUCCGAGGGAACGUGUAUAUCCACCCGACGGCGUCCAUCGACCGCAGUGCUGUGCUGGGUCCCAACGUCUCCAUCGGGAAGGGGGUGACGGUGGGAGCCGACGUGCGUGUGCGCGAGUCCAUCAUCCUGCACGGGGCGUCGCUGCAGGAUCACACCUGUGUGCUGAACAGCAUUGUGGGCUGGGACAGCACCAUCGGGCGCUGGGCCCGGGUUGAGGGGACGCCCAGUGACCCGAACCCCAACGACCCCUACGCCAAAAUUGAUAGCGAGACCCUCUUCAGGGACGGCAGGCUCACGCCCUCCAUCACCAUCCUGGGCUGUAACGUCACCAUCCCCGCGGUGGUUGUGAUCCUCAACUCCAUCGUCCUGCCCCACAAGGAGCUGAGCCGCAGCUUCAAGAACCAGAUCAUCCUGUGAGGGGCCAGCGGAGUGGCGGGACGGGCCCGGCCGGGAGCUGGGGACCUUCUGGGCCUGGCCCGGUUGCAGUGCAGUUCUAUAUUAUAGACUCAUAGAAAGAGACCUUCUAAAAACGUUACAACGUAUAACUGGCCCGCGGAACCUUACCUGAGAGUGACUGAAUGGAGACUCGGGGGGAAACUGGACAAAGGGAGAGAGUCGGCUGGGGAAUUGGAGGGAACCCUGCGGCUGGGCUCUAAGCUCCCUGCCCCCCAGAAGACCCUGACUGAGGGGACCUGGUUGUACCUACAAGGCCUGGUUUGGAGUGCGUACCUCUCAUCUAAUAAACUUUCUGUUCUACUGCCCC